AUGGGUAAAGAGAUGAAAGGGUACUUUGUCAUCCCGAUGCCAGUUAGGGACUUUCUCCAGGAAUUCUUACCAACUUCUCAAAUUCCCGAUUAUGAUUCUUCGUCCUUCACUUCAGCCUUCGCUGUUGGCGCAAUCAACGAUAUAGUCUCUGUUAGAAAUGAGGAACAUGCUUACAAACCCUUUAUUAACGCCAUCACACCUUUCGCUCCUCAACUGUCGUUUGUCGACACUCACAAAUACGAAGACAUGAAAAACUGUUCAAAAUUAAAUUCAACGGUAUUCAACAUCAAGCCGGAUAUCUGCGUGUAUCCCGAUGGAUGUGAACCUUCAUCUCCCAACUGCAAUGUUUCUGCCACAGAAAUCAUCAUAGAAUUCAAAUGGUCACCCUCACACGAUGCAUUCUGUCACCCUCUUGAAUUUCUCAUGGUUCAUCCGCGAUCCAGAUUUGCAAAGCCACUUUGCGACCUCAGUGUGCCCUUUGGGACCUUGGAAUGUGCCAUCCUCAUUGAUUGA
Suillus fuscotomentosus is the source of this 513-nucleotide messenger RNA. RefSeq lists its product as uncharacterized. NCBI's taxonomy places the organism in Eukaryota, Fungi, Basidiomycota, Agaricomycetes, Boletales, Suillaceae. The record is from RefSeq and is a predicted model, not a curated record. The transcript is spliced from 2 exons. Bases 1 to 513 code for a protein of 170 amino acids.